Molecule: messenger RNA, 2559 nt
Organism: Stylonychia lemnae
Lineage: Eukaryota; Ciliophora; Spirotrichea; Sporadotrichida; Oxytrichidae
Source: the annotation of a GenBank genome assembly
AUGGAAAACAACAAGACAUUAGUUGACGAGUUCCAUGAGCUCGAAAAGGCCUGUUUGGGUUAUGAGAAUUUCAUAAACUGUAAUGAUGAAUCCUACAUUGAUACUCUUGAAAAGCUGAGACAGUUAGUGGUUAGAAUUCAAAGAGAGCAUCUAUUUUCAGAUAAUGAGGGGAUCAAGGAGAUUGAGACUGAUAAUUUAAGACUACUUUUGACGCCUUAUUAUGAAGCUGAUGUAUUAAAUAGGAUUAUGGAUAACAGGAUAGGAAGAGUUUAGCUAUCAUAAACCUUUUAUCUUGAAUAUCUUAAACUCAUGAAUCAUUAUGGGAUGCUAGAAAAGGAAUAGAAAGACUAAUGGAAGCUCAUGAUGAAGCAAUCAGAAGGAGAAGAAUAGCCAGGUACUGAUUUAGCAACUAGAAAUGCUCCUUAGAUGUAUGGACCUGCAAACUUUGAUCAUUUCGCAAACAGGAAUGCCAAAAUAGCAGCUAUGAAGAGAAAGAAGGAUUUGGAAGCUUAACUUGAUUUGCUUAAAAACUACAGAGAUGAAGACAUGAAAAGAGAAUUCUAUAUGAACUCCCUCAAGUACUCCAUCGUCAAGUCAUUAGAUCAACUUAGCCUUAUAAACUAAGAAGUUAAACUAUUAGAAUAUCAAUAGACGCUUCCAAGGGAUUCGGUGACAGGAUAGCCUUUACCAGCUGAUAAGACAGGCUUCGUAUAUAAACCAAUGAAAGUAGUGCACAUUCCAGAAGAUAGUCCAUACCUACUAAGUCAGAGAGCAGAUGGCUCAAUUAGCGCAGAUCAAUCUAACCCAGAUUAAUUCUAGAAGAUUUAUGUGUAGAAGGAUAUAGUCGAGCAAUAAAUGAAUCUAAGAGGAUAGUAUUAGAACUAAGUAUUCAAGCCAGGUCAUAUUCUUCCAACAAUGUCAAUUGAGGAACUUGCUGAUAUGGAGGUAGCUGAUGCCUUAGAGAGGUAAAGAAGAGAUGAGAUGAAUCAAGAAAUCAAGGAUAACGAAGAUCCAGACAGCGAAGCAGUCCUUGAAAGAGAACGUUUGAAGGUCUCAUCAAUGGAUAACUGGAAAGACUACAAUCCUAAGGGAUCAGGAGUCACUGGUAGAAUGCCAUCAGAUGCCUAUGUGAAGAAGGAACAGGAACUUAAGAAGAAACUACUAACAGAAGAAUUCUAGCAGGCUGAUCUGAAUAAAGAUUAAAGUUUAACAGAGAAAGAGCUCUUGUAGUUCCUUGAUCUUAAGGCAGGAGGAAAGCCUUUUGAUAGGAACAUCGCUAAGAUACUUUUUCAAAAGAUGGAUAAAAAUAGAGAUGGAUCAGUGAGUUUAGAUGAGUUUAUCAACUGCUACAUUGAUGGCGAAAUCAAAUUGAAGGAUCGAUUGAAUGAAAUAAUCAAGCAGUUAGCUGAGAGAAGAAGGUAAAUCGAUGAAUUCUAAGCUAGAUAUGACGAAUCAAAGGUAAAUAUAUCGUGUAUUAAUUUAUUUCUAAAGCAAACAGAGAAGCUGAAUAGAUAUGGCAUCAUGGAGAAUAGUGUUCUCACAGUUCAUGUAUUAUAAGCCGAGGAUUUAAGAACUUUAGAUAUGGAAGAUGGAUCAUAGACUGAGCCAUAUGUGAUAUUAGCAAUUGAGAAUUAGAAGAUAGAAACGAGACCAGUUAGUGAGAAUCCACAAAAUCCAGUGUGGGAUGAAAGGUUUACCUUUGAGAUUUAAAAUGGCUAGGAGGACUUGUAACUCUUAGUUGUGAAUAAGGAUGCCUUUGGCACUAAUGAGACAAUCGGCAGAGCAGAUAUAAACUUGUAGUUCUUAAAGGAUUAGCUGAAGCAUGAUGAGUGGUUUGAUUUAGAAUAUCAAGGAUAGGAUAAUGCAGCAAGAAAUAGCUAGAGUGGGGCAGGAAGUGUGCAUGUCAUAUUACAAUGGAUCUACUGCAGGGAGAAGUAUUUUGAAUAGGCUCUUUAGAGAGUGAAAGAAACUUUAGAAGAGGAAUAGAUUCAAAAGACAAACAUUUAAGAGCAUUUGAAGCAUUAUAGAUCACCGUUUAAAGCAAUACUCGAGGGGGAUGAUAUGGAAAUGGACUCUGAUGUUGAACACGAUAAACUUGAGCUUGAAGCAAGAGAUGGUAACACUAAUGCUAGAAUAUAAGCAGAAGAAAAGAAGCUAUCUAAAAAGGUAGAUGUCUUUGCUCAUGGAAUAGCAAAGAGAAUGGGUUAUGAAGCUGUCCCUUGGUUCUUAUUAACAGAAAUACUUACAAUUUGCUUGGUAGGUAUCUAUAUGAUGCUAGACACAGAUAAAAUAAAGAAGGGUACUUUCAGAAAUCUAGUUAUUGCACUCAUCUGCUCAUUUGCUUACGAUUUGUUUUGGCUUGCUAUUUAAGCUAAUUCCUACGGGAGAGAUGAUUCAGUUGAAGAUGGAGGUAUCGAAAAAUCAAUUAGGAAGUUUUCAUUAUCAGUUUCAGUCCUUUCAAUUUUCUUCAGAGUAAUUGUAAUUGUAGUUUUCUGGAAGGACUCUAUCGAUUUUCAAAGAAUAAUAAAGAGAAGAGAUCAAAACAAAGUCAAUGUUUGA